AUGUCAAAGCUACUCACCAGUAUCAACGACUCGAACAUGGUCAAGCCGAAGAAGUCGAAUAAGAAGAAGAAGUCCAACAAGUCCAAUAACUCGAACUUACCAGACAGUAUCGACACGCUUAACCAUCAGCAAGUCCCGCUCACGCCCAAUCCUCAUACUCCACCAGUCAUUUCCAACAACACCAAGCCCGUAGAAGCCACGAACGACGGGUGCACCCUCGCAGCUCGCGCUAAAAACUUCGUAGAAACGAUGGAGGCGUGCAUCGGUGACAAAGUCGAAAUCGCCAACCGCGUCUUGGACAACACCCACCUAAUUAACGGCAGCAUCUCUCUACUCAAAGAGUGCCUCGAGCGUGAAACCCAAGUCGAGAUCUGGAUGCUCGAGUCGACCAUGCGGUUGGCGCUCAAGGCUUUUUGUGCGGUUCAAGAUCGGGAGUUGGAGGUUGAGCUAGGGGCGGCGAAGUCCAAGAUCGUUGACGGAGAGGAGGGGAGGGUAGAUCAUCAAGAAGAAGGGGACGUCCACGAGGAGGAGGAAGAGGCGGAUGUUGAAGGCGGCAAUGCUGGAGGGGUCGCUGAAACGAAAGUCCACCUUCGAUCUGCCGGCUUGCGCGGUCUAGAUAUCGACGACAAUACCUUUGAUACUAUGAGAAAGCAUUGUGGCACUAGUGGACCCGGGACAAUGCUCAUCUACAUGCCGGGCAGCGAACCAGGUGAUGGUGGUGGAGGUGAGGCCGACCAGGACGACAAGGACUGGACUGGAGAGGUCUUAGAGGUGGUCGAGUAG
This is a messenger RNA of Recurvomyces mirabilis, 783 nucleotides long. RefSeq lists its product as uncharacterized. The transcript has a single exon. Lineage: Eukaryota; Fungi; Ascomycota; Dothideomycetes; Mycosphaerellales; Teratosphaeriaceae. The coding region runs from base 1 to 783 and encodes 260 amino acids. The record is from RefSeq and is a predicted model, not a curated record.